This is a messenger RNA of Colletotrichum higginsianum IMI 349063, 2058 nucleotides long. RefSeq names its product Sulfate permease. Gene Ontology annotation, cellular component: membrane. Gene Ontology annotation, biological process: transmembrane transport. Bases 1 to 2058 code for a protein of 685 amino acids. Gene Ontology annotation, molecular function: sulfate transmembrane transporter activity. Lineage: Eukaryota; Fungi; Ascomycota; Sordariomycetes; Glomerellales; Glomerellaceae. The record is from RefSeq and is a predicted model, not a curated record. The transcript has 4 exons.
AUGGACAAGAUCAACAGAAAGAUCGAGAAGCUGAGGGACGAGGUCACGACGGACGCCACCCUCGCCCAGGUUCGUGACUUUGUCGUCUCAGGGGCCCCGAAGCUGCCAUCCGCCGCGGGAGUCUACCUGCUCGAGAAGGUUCCCAUCGUCCAGUGGCUGCCCCGAUACUCUCCAAAAUGGCUCAUCACCGACUUCAUCGCCGGCCUGACGGUAGGCGUCAUGCUCAUCCCCCAGUCCCUGGCCUACGCAAAGAUCGCGACCAUCCCCAUUGCCAACGGUCUCUAUUCGAGCUGGCUGCCGGCUGCCUUCGCAGUCAUCAUGGGAACUUCAAAAGACCUCUCGACCGGUCCAACUUCCAUCCUAGGUCUCCUGACCGCCGAGAUUGUACACGAUCUGAGUGAAGAAGGCUUCGACAUCUCGGCGAUUGCGUCUUCCGUUGCCCUGAUGGUUGGAGUCUACUCUCUCGUGAUCGGUCUCUUCGGCCUUGGUUUCAUCCUGGACUAUGUCUCCUUUCCGGUCUUGACGGGCUUCAUCUCGGCCGCAGCUCUCGUCAUUGCCUUUGGACAAGUCGGCUCCCUCGUUGGGCUGUCAAACGUGCCAUCCGGCGUCUUCAACGUCAUCGGCAACGUCCUUCGCCGCCUCCCGGACUGGGACGGCCCGACCUGCGGCAUCGGCUUAGGAACGCUCGUGAUUCUCAUCGCCCUCGAAAAGGUGGGCAAGAAAUGGGGCAAGAGACACUACGCCAUCAAGCUCCUCGCCAACUCUCGGGCCGUCAUCGUGCUGGUUGUCUUCACCCUCAUCAGCUACCUCGUCAACCGCGGCCGCGACAAGUCUGACUACUCCUGGAAGGUCAGCCAAGUCAACACACACGGCAUCACUCAGCCCAUCGUGCCCGCUGCGAACCUCGUGCAAAAAGUUGCGGUUCGGGCUGUCGCGCCCCUGGUCGCCAGUACCCUCGAGCACUUGGCCGUCGGCAAGGCUUUCGGGCGGAAGAACAACUACCAGAUCGACCAGAGCCAGGAGUUCAACUACCUCGGUGUCGUCAACAUCGUCAACAGCUUCUUCAGUACCAUGCCGGUGGGCGGUGCCAUGUCCCGUACGGCGGUUGCUUCUGAGUGUGGUGUCAAGAGCCCCUUGACCGGCUUGUUCACAGCCGCCUUUAUCCUCUUGACCCUCUAUGUCUUGUCGCCCGCCCUUUACUGGCUUCCUUCCGCAACUCUUUCUGCCAUCAUUAUCAUGGCCGUUGUCCACCUAUUUGGCCCGUUGUCACUCUUCUACCGCUUCUGGCGCAUCUCAUUUCCCGACUUUGUUGCCUCGAUGGUCUCCUUCUGGGUUACCAUCUUUGUCUCUGCCGAAAUCGGUAUUGGCGUCGCCGCCGGUUGGAGCAUUGUAUGGACUAUGCUGCGUUCAACCUUUGUCAAGCCCGCCAUCCACUCUAGCAACAACGGCGUCGUCCAUACCAUACCCCAGCCCAUCACGCGCAUCAUCAGCGACGGUGGCCGCCGCGUCACUGAGAACCGCACCGAGAACGCGAGCAUCGCGAUCCCCGGCGACACCAUCGUCGUGGACUUCAACGACGCCAUCUUCUUCCCCAACGCCGAGCGCGCGAAGACGGCGACGCUCACGGCCAUCAAGCUGGUGUACCCCCGCGUGGAGACCAGCAUGGGGCAGGACGACCGCGAGCGGCACUGGAGCGUCGCGGCGGAGAAGAGGCUGGAGAGGAUACGGGCGCAAAGACAGAUCCGGCUCAAGGAGACGCCGCUCGCCGUCGUGGUCUGGGACUUCACAAUGGUGCCGUACAUCGACACGUCUGGCAUCAUGACGUUGAAGGAGCUCAAGACCGAGAUCCAGUCGCACUCUGGCAAGAGCGUGCAGAUCCGGAUGGUGGGCAUGUCAGACAAGGUCCGUAGCCGGUUCCUGAGGGCGAAGUGGAGCCUGGUCGACCUGGAAGAAUGGAGGGAGGAGGACGCGGACCUGGUGUACCCCUCAAUGGAGACAGCGAUCUGGGAUCGUGAUGGAGACUCGGGGGCGGACGGCUCUAGCGAAAAAAAGGGCUAA